UCUUUCCUUUCCCAAUUAUUUUGGUGUCUAACAAUAUGUGUCUGCGUGUGUUUAUUCCUCUACCUCUCAUUUUCCUCGUUGCUCUAACCAUAGUGUUGAUCCCUGUGUCCGUUGCCCAGGACUCGCCCCAGGACUAUGUUGCGGCCCACAAUGCGGCCCGCUCUAAAGUUGGUGUGGGCCCGAUUGCCUGGGAUGAGGGCGUGACUGGCUAUGCCACGGAUUACGCCAACAAGCAUGCCAGCGACUGCUCCCAGCUUGUCCAUUCAGGCGGACCUUAUGGGGAGAAUCUCGCGUGGGCUUCCCCUGAUCUCACUGGCACAGGAACGGUGAACAUGUGGGUUGGGGAAAAGCCCGACUACGACUACAACUCCAACUCGUGUGCAUCGGGGAAGGACUGUGGGCAUUACACUCAAGUGGUGUGGCGGAACUCAGCUCGACUCGGAUGUGCGAAGGCCCAAUGUGCGACGGGCGGUACUUUGGUGACUUGCAACUAUGAUCCUCCUGGGAACUAUGAAGGCGAGAAGCCUUAUUGAAUUACGAAAAGUUUGUAUGUCCAAUAAUGGACUAUGAUGUCAAAAUAAUGCCCAAUUACAAUGGGGCGAGAGCUUCAGAUUCACUAAAGUUAAUUGACGUCAUAUGAUAUAUAUUU
Syzygium oleosum is the source of this 649-nucleotide messenger RNA. Its product is annotated as pathogenesis-related protein 1-like. The record is from RefSeq and is a predicted model, not a curated record. NCBI's taxonomy places the organism in Eukaryota, Viridiplantae, Streptophyta, Magnoliopsida, Myrtales, Myrtaceae. Bases 36 to 533 code for a protein of 165 amino acids. The transcript has a single exon. Gene Ontology annotation, cellular component: extracellular region.